CAGCCCAACAAAGAGGCCAGCUCGUCGUUUCUGGGCUUCGCUCUCGCUCGCCACUGAAACGAACCAAAGUCGCAAGCCAAGCCACGUGCCCACGUCGGCGACGCCGCGGGAUUGCGGGGCGGGAGGACUCUUUCCUUCUCCAUCGCAAGCGCUACCGAGUCCCGACCAGAGUCAGAGCAUAUUAGACCCCUCUGGAGUUCCAGAUCGAAGAAAGGCCUAGCCCCUAGCCCGAAGGAAGAGAAAUGAAACCGAAUGGUAUGCCUGAGCCGCCAAAGGGCGUGUCUCGGAAUAGUUCACCUUCGCAAACGAAUGGUGAUUCGGAAAAGGUUGAUCCUGGACAACUUCCAGAGUUGACAUGGGAACACAAGUUAAGUCAUGUUAGAUAUGAUUUGCCGUCAUUCGGACUUAAAUGGAGGGAGGCAGUGAAGAUGGCCGGCCUUGGUUUUCGUCUUGGUCAACACAUCGUUGAAGAAACUUCAAAAGGACGAACUGCUAUUAUUGAUCCCAUGAAAAAGCGCACUGCCAAAUCUGGUCAGGGUGUUCCACUUGGUGGCAUUGGUGCAGGAAGUAUCGGAAGAAGCUACAAAGGUGAGUUUCAACGCUGGCAAUUGUUCCCAGGAGCUUGUGAAGAUAAGCCAGUACUGGCAAAUCAGUUUUCUGCCUUCAUUUCCCGCCAAGAUGGUAGAAAGUAUUCUACAGUGCUGCAUCCUGGGAAACCAGAUUUGCCAAAAGGAACUAACAUUUCAGGAAUUGGAUCCUGGGACUGGAACCUGAGUGGACAGAAAUCUACUUAUCAUGCACUUUACCCUAGGGCCUGGACAGUUUAUGAUGGAGAACCUGACCCAGAUCUCAAGAUAGUGUGCCGCCAGGUUUCACCAAUAAUUCCACACAAUUAUCAACAGAGCAGCUAUCCAGCUGCAGUAUUCACUUUCACAGUAGCCAAUUCUGGAAAUACAGCUGUCGAUGUUACUUUGCUUUUUACAUGGGCUAACUCUGUUGGUGGAAAAUCUGAACUCACUGGAUAUCAUUGUAAUUCUAGUAUGCUAGAAAAGGAUGGUGUGCAUGGUAUACUGUUACAUCACAGAACUGCUGAUGGACAGCCACCUGUAACUUUUGCUAUAGCUGCACAAGAGAAAGAGGAUGUUCAUAUCUCAGAAUGCCCAUACUUUGUAAUGUCUGGAAGCUCUGAUGAGUUCACAGCAAAAGAUAUGUGGAAUUCUGUGAAAGAGCAUGGAUCUUUUGAUCUUCUUGAUCCCAUCGAAGCAUCAAUAUGCUCCAGACCCGGAACAUCAAUAGGAGCAGCUAUUGCAGCUUCAGUUAAGCUUGCUCCCCAGUCAACUAAGGAUGUGUCAUUUUCACUUGCAUGGGCUUGCCCUGAAGUAAAGUUCUCCAGUGGAAAAACAUACCAUAGGCGUUACACAAAAUUCUAUGGCACAGAUGUUGAUGCAGCAGCAAGCCUUGCCCAUGAUGCCAUUGUUGAUCAUAGUUCGUGGGAGAAGCAAAUUGAAGAGUGGCAGAAUCCUAUUUUGCAAGACAAGAGGUUUCCCGCGUGGUAUCCAGUCACACUUUUCAAUGAACUUUAUUAUCUGAAUGCCGGAGGAUCUAUAUGGACAGAUGGAUUGCCACCAAUUCAAAGUUUAACAGCAAUUGGGGGGAAAAAGUUUUCUCUUGACAUGUCAAAUGGAGAAACUGAUGAUGUUGAUGAGAUGAUCCCACAUAAUAAUACUGCCACAGAUAUCCUUCAGCAAAUGGCAUCAAUACUUGAGAGAAUUCAUGCAUCUCUUGCAUCGAAUUCUGCCAUAGGAACAACUUUGCUUCAGGGUGAAGAGAACAUUGGCCAGUUUCUCUACCUUGAGGGAAUUGAGUAUUAUAUGUGGAACACAUAUGAUGUUCAUUUCUAUGCAUCAUUUGCACUUAUCAUGCUUUUUCCUAAACUUCAACUCAGCAUUCAGAGAGACUUUGCUGCUGCUGUGAUGAUGCACGAUCCUGAAAAGCUCAAGCUCUUACAUGACGGAAAAUUAGCACCAAGAAAAGUUCUAGGUGCUGUUCCUCAUGAUCUUGGCCUAUAUGACCCAUGGUUCAAAGUGAACGCAUACACACUCCAUAACACAGACCGCUGGAAGGACUUGAACCCGAAGUUUGUACUGCAAGUUUAUAGAGAUGUUGUGGCCACAGGCAAUAAAUCCUUUGCCCGCGCUGUUUGGCCAUCCGUUUAUAUGGCGAUGGCAUAUAUGGAGCAAUUUGAUAAGGAUAAAGAUGGGAUGAUUGAAAAUGAGGACUUCCCAGAUCAAACUUAUGAUGUGUGGUCGAUGGCUGGUGUAAGUGCAUACUGUGGUGGUCUUUGGGUGGCUGCUCUUCAGGCUGCAUCGGCCUUGGCACGUGAAGUUGGUGAUAAAGCUUCUGAAGAGCUUUUCUGGAACAAGUAUGAGAAAGCUAAGUCUGUGUAUGGCAAGCUUUGGAAUGGUUCUUACUUUAAUUACGAUGAUGCUGGCACCAAAGUUAGCACUUCCAUCCAUGCUGAUCAGUUGGCUGGACAAUGGUAUGCCAAAUCCUGUGGUCUCUCCUCAAUUGUUGACAAGGACAAGUCACAAAGUGCACUAGAAAAAAUAUAUUCUUUCAAUGUAAUGAAAUUCAAGGAUGGUAAAAGGGGAGCAAUGAAUGGUAUGUGGCCAGAUGGCACAGUGGAUAUGUCCACAAUGCAAUCUAGGGAGAUAUGGCCAGGUGUGACAUAUGCGCUCGCUGCAUCUAUGAUUCAAGAAGGUAUGGUUGAGGAGGGCUUCAAAACAGCUGAAGGGAUCUAUCAUGCAGCUUGGUCUCCAGAAGGACUUGGAUAUGCAUUCCAAACUCCUGAAGCUUGGACCAACGACGAUGGAUACCGGUCCCUUUGCUACAUGCGGCCACUUGCUAUAUGGUCGAUACAGUGGGCACUAUCAAGCCCAAAGCUUCACAAGGAGCCUCAGAGAGAUUUAGCACAAGAUUCUUUCCCAAAGAACCAGUUCUCGUAUGCGCGAAUAGCGAAGCUCCUGCAGUUACCUGAAGAUGAAUCAUCCAAGAGCUUCCUUCAAGUGAUUUAUGAGAUAGUUCGGAACAGGUUUAGUUCAUGAUCAAAAUGUCCCGGCAUGCCUGGAUGCCCCAUUACUGAAACAUUGAUCACUGUGAUUAUCGAUUGCAAACACUUAUUGGUUAGCACACAGCAGUGCAGUUAAUGGCAAUAAAGUUGAGAUUGGUUAGGACAUCAGUACACAGAGAAACGCUUCUUUGAACCGACCUCAUGUGUGUGUGUUUUAAUUGUAAUUCUGGGUGCAACAAGAGGCAAACCAUCGAUUAGAUUUUCGAUGAGAAAUAUUCACCAUCUUUUCCAGUCUGGUAAAUUGCAAGCUCAGUUUCGUCUAGA
Brachypodium distachyon (stiff brome) is the source of this 3394-nucleotide messenger RNA. Its product is annotated as non-lysosomal glucosylceramidase. Gene Ontology annotation, biological process: glucosylceramide catabolic process; carbohydrate metabolic process. Gene Ontology annotation, cellular component: membrane. Gene Ontology annotation, molecular function: beta-glucosidase activity; glucosylceramidase activity. The transcript has 20 exons. NCBI's taxonomy places the organism in Eukaryota, Viridiplantae, Streptophyta, Magnoliopsida, Poales, Poaceae. The coding region runs from base 243 to 3104 and encodes 953 amino acids. The record is from RefSeq and is a predicted model, not a curated record.